Dovyalis caffra is the source of this 1230-nucleotide messenger RNA. The record is from the annotation of a GenBank genome assembly. Lineage: Eukaryota; Viridiplantae; Streptophyta; Magnoliopsida; Malpighiales; Salicaceae.
AUGGUGGGAUCCUCAAGGCAGAGCUUGCCUUCAUGGAUAACUGCAGCAGCAGCAACUAGAGUUGAUAUCGAAGGAAUCAACAACUCCAAAGAAGGUAGUAAUAUUCUUACGAGUAAAAAUGAGGAAUCAAAAUCAGUUCCAUCAGCACCAGAUUUUGAUUUAGGUUUUGGAGAGAGAGCUUUCGCUGCAGCUGGCGCUGCUGUUCUCUCCGCCGUCAUUGUUAACCCUCUCGAUGUUGCUAAGAUAAGGUUGCAAGCACAGGCAGCAGGAGUUCCUUACCAAGGUCUAUGUGGAAUGGGAUGUUUUGAAUCGAAUAUGAUGUUUCCUGAUGUGAAAAGUUCAUCGCAUGCAGCUCCUGGCGCGCAGCAAUUAUGUGGUUCUGAAUGUAAUCGGUACAAGGGAACAUUGGAUGUCUUCUAUAAAGUGAUUCGGCAGACGCUUGACAGGGGUGAAUUUGUGCAGGAAGGGAUUGGAAGGCUAUGGAGAGGCACAAAUGCGAGCUUAGCUUUGGCUGUGCCAACUGUGGGGAUCUACAUGCCUUGUUAUGACAUUUUCCGGAAUUCAAUGGAAGAAUUUAUGACUCGGAAUUGCCCAGCCUUGACACCUUAUGUCCCACUUGUUGCAGGGGCAGUUGCACGUUCAUUAUCUUGUAUUACUUGUUAUCCAGUGGAGCUGGCAAGGACCCGCAUGCAGGCAUUUAAAGAAAUACAAGCUGGUGUGAAGCCUUCAGGAGUGUGGAAGACAUUAAUUGAGGUCAUCAACCCAGUCCGGGGCACAAACAACAUUCAAAAGUUGCAAAGCUACCGCAUCCUUUGGACUGGCCUUGGAGCACAACUUGCUCGUGAUGUUCCCUACUCUGCAAUCUGCUGGGCAACCCUUGAGCCUAUCAGGAGACAAAUUCUUGCUCUGUUGGGUGAUGAAGCUGGGGCUUCAAGUCUCCUUGGGGCAAAUUUUUCUGCUGGAUUUGUUGCUGGGACCCUUGCAGCAGCUGCUACAUGUCCAUUUGAUGUCGCAAAGACCAGAAGGCAGAUAGAGAAGGAUCCAACUAGGGCAUUAAAUAUGACUACAUCACGAACAUUGCUGGAGAUAUGGAGGGAUGGGGGAGUCAAGGGACUGUUUACAGGAGUUGGUCCCCGUGUUGCACGUGCCGGCCCUUCUGUUGGAAUAGUUGUUUCCUUUUAUGAAGUUGUCAAAUACACUUUAUAUCGUAGAUACCAGCUCACACAUUGA